CAGCCUGCCCCGCGCCGGCCAACGAGAGCAAGCCCAGUGACUCACCUCCGCCGCGCUACCUCCUCGCUAGCUCUUCCUCUCACGCACGUUCACACCCGGUUCGAGAUGGCGGCGGCGGCGGCGGCGGCAGCGGCGGGGGACUCCGACUCCUGGGACGCGGACACGUUCUCCGUGGAAGAUCCCGUGCGAAAGGUGGGGGGCGGCGGCACUGCCGGCGGGGACCGAUGGGAAGGCGAGGACGAGGACGAGGACGUCAAGGAUAACUGGGAUGAUGAUGAUGAUGAAAAAAAAGAGGAAGCAGAAGUAAAACCAGAAGUAAAAAUUUCAGACAAGAAAAAAAUAGCAGAGAAGAUAAAAGAGAAAGAACGGCAACAGAAGAAAAGGCAAGAAGAAAUUAAAAAAAGGUUAGAAGAACCUGAAGAACCUAAAGUGCUAACAGCAGAAGAACAAUUAGCAGAUAAACUGCGGCUAAAGAAAUUACAGGAAGAGUCAGACCUUGAAUUAGCUAAGGAAACUUUUGGUGUUAAUAAUACAGUUUAUGGAAUAGAUGGUAUGAACCCAUCUUCAAGAGAUGACUUCACAGAAUUUGGAAAGUUACUAAAAGAUAAAAUUACACAAUAUGAAAAGUCAUUAUAUUAUGCCAGUUUUUUGGAAGUCUUAGUUCGAGAUGUGUGUAUUUCAUUGGAAAUUGAUGACUUGAAAAAGAUUACCAAUUCAUUGACUGUGCUUUGCAGUGAAAAACAGAAGCAAGAAAAGCAAAGCAAAGCCAAAAAGAAGAAGAAAGGUGUGGUUCCUGGAGGGGGAUUAAAGGCCACCAUGAAAGAUGAUCUGGCAGAUUAUGGUGGUUACGAUGGAGGAUAUGUACAAGACUAUGAAGACUUCAUGUGACAUUUUAUCUUCUGAUGUCUUCUUUAUGUUGCCCACAAUCCCUUCAACAUGUAGCACAAUUUCCUUUCCUUUCAGUUCUGCCAAAUGCUACAAUCCAGAAGUGCAGUAUCUUUUGUGCUGGUUAUUUAACCCCUUGACACUUAGGUGCUAAUGUGCAAAUGAGGGAACUUGGAUCUUGCUGCCAAGGGGUUAAAAUCGAGAACCUCAGUUGCUACUAAAUCAUAGUUCAAAACAAAACAAACCUAAUAAUGUUGUCAUUGUUGCUAUCUGAUUCCAUAGCAGCAGUCACUAAAUUGGAAACAAAAGGUUGUGACAUGAUAAAAAAUUGUGUAGUAUUUACCAGCACCAUUCAGUAAUACAGCCUUAACCAUACCUCCUUGAACUACUUCAUAACUUGUCAAGAAAAGCAGUUUGCAGCAAGGGCAUGUGGUAUGCACCUAGUAUUAAAAUUGCUUUGUCUUAAAAUUGAGCGUGAGGAUAUUAAAAAUACAUUGUGAAGAGGACUGCUUAUCUCAGAGUGAAGAUACUGCGGCUGAAAAGCACUAGUUUGAUAAAAAUUAAAUGACCAAAACCCUCCAACUUUGAAGCUGAAGAAGGUAAAUCUCUCCAUUAUUGCAUUACAAGUUGUGGAAUCUCUGAGUGCAUAGACUGUCUAGUUUUUAUUUAUCAGACUAUUUCUACUGAUGGAGUGCUUCAGGUGGGGGAGGGGGAAACUCUUCACCUGUUUUUAUUUGCCUGGUCUGAGUGUCUGAGAAACAAAUCUCCUUUGUUUUCCUAGGCUACAAUGGAACAACUUUAACAGGGUUUUGGCAUUUCUUUUCCUUUAUAAAACAUGCUCAGCAAACUGCACCAGUUAACUACAGUUUGGUAAAUUGUUAUGUUAACAAUUAUGACAUCUGCAAUGUUUUAUAAAGCAACUAAUUUAAUAAAAUCACUAUUGUGAGGACUUAAAUUUUGUGUUACCUCCCAAGAGAUAUUUUUGAAGAGUAUAGAUAGAACACAGCUCUUGGGACUAGAGUUCUCUAUAUACUAAAGUUUAAUAAAUGCUUGACGUAGUUAACCGCUUUAAAACCAGAAUGAUUUGCCAGGUCCUUAAUAAUGUCACUGCAGAGCAACAAAGGCUGCCUCCUCUUCUUAUUUAUUUGGGGAAAUUAUUUUGUUGUUUAGCUAUACUAAGGCCUAAAUAAGUACUUAGAAGAAUUAUUUAUUUGGAGUAAUUGAGCCUAUAACUCAGGUUACGGCUGUAAGCAUAGAUUGGGGAGUCUUCUUUAUAGCUCUUCUGCUAAGCAGUUUAAAUUUGUGGUUAGUCUUUUUCUAAUUUUCAAAAGCAGACCUAGGGACAGAGCAAAAAAUGUUUUUAAUUUCUUUUAUUUAGGAAAUAGGAACGUCAAAGCUCUGUAGACUUCUAAUUGGACACAGGACCAUCUAAGUGAUUUGAGGAAUUAACAGAACACAGCAAUAACUUAAAUAAGAUUGUUUUAAGGCAGAAAAGGGCUAAGAUUUCCUUAGCAGUAAUAAUGACAUACAAUGAAUUUAAAAUCUAUUUUAUUACAGAAAGAUCAGUUUCUAACAAAUGUACCACCUGUUCCCUAACUGUGUAAAUAAUAUUAAAUUUCUUUGAAACUGGAAUCUGCAGGCACAGGUAUUCUUUAAUCAUUACUGUAUCAUGUCCUAAAGUAGAAGCCAUCCUGAGGAAGAGAAAGCUUUUGAUCUUAAUAUUGAUCUUAGUAUAGAUGAAAAGUUACUUUUAAAUAGGAAUUUCCUUGUUAAAAGUUUCUCAUUCUUUACGCACUACCCCCUCAAAGGAAUGAUAUGGUAUAGUCCUGGGCUUUUUUCACCUUGGACAACAAAGAAAGAUCCCCAGUGCAUUAUUCUACUUUGCAGAAUCACAGACAUGUAUUUGCCAGAGAAUCGCAUAUCAGGACAGGAAAACAGGCACCUAUGAAAUCAUCUAAGCUGCUAGCAUGUCCUUCAGGCAGCAAGCUGUCUGAGGGUCCUUCAGAAGCACACUUACAAUUUCAUAAAAUUCGUGUUCAUAUGCCAACUUAUAAUACAGGUAGACAUCUUCACAGUAUGUCAGUAGCUUCUUCAGGUUUUCCAUGACGAUGUCAGUAGGCUGAUGUUGUCUACAUCUAGAUAAAGAAAUACAAUGCACAGGUUAAUAUGCUGUAUUAGUUUUUAGAGACAGGGUCUCCUGUUGGUUGCCCAGGCUGGAGUACAGUGACUAUUCACGGAUAGGAUCGUAGCUCAUUACAGCUUUGAGCUCCUGGCUGGGCUCAAGCAAUCCUCCUGCCUCAGCCUCCCAAGUAGCUGGGACUACAGAAGCAUGCCACCAUACCCAGGCUCAAGACACUGUAUUUUGAGUGAGGGCUAUCAGCUCUGAAAACACUGACCACUACCUAGAGAGAAGAGGGUGUUGGAGUCUAGGAGAUUAUUUCAGAGUAAUAUUGAGGAUACUUGAUAAACACAAACUAUUUCAUUAAAAAUGAGUACUAAUGCUAAUUACAAUAAGUUCAACAAUCUAAAAGGCACCUCUGAUGAUUAGUGUUUUAGGCACUGAGUAGCUAUCCUCCCAUUUUUAAGUACAAAGCAUCAUAAGCAAACUGUCAUCUUUCAUCUGUUUGCAUAUAUCUGUUAAGAGAUCUUUCUGGGAAUUCUUGACAUCUCUUUGCCGUUUUAAGCAGAGGGGCUAAAGGCAUAUUGUACUUAGCCAUAAAAUUCUUAUACCUAUCUCACCUCAUAGUGGAGGCAAGGAGAAAUGCUUACAGUCAACUUCUAAUACUUACUUCUUUGAAAUCUCUUCAAAUAUACUGGGCCUUAAUAAUCUUUGCUGCUUAAAUUCUUCCAAGUAAUUAAAGUCUCCUUUAAGAACCACGUGUUGGUAUAGAAUUUCAGCCCAGUCUGGCACAAAAUCAUAGGCCUCAGCCACAAUAGAUGCCUUAAAAGGAUGGAAGUGAAGGACACCAUCAGAGCUCAUUUGAUGUAAAACUGAAGGCAAAUUGUUCUAGAAAACAAUACUGUACAUUCAUACAGUGAAUAUGGUCAUAAACAAUUAUGUUAAAAGGCUCUAUGUAUCAGAGCUGGUGAAAAGUCUGGUGUGUAUUUGGCAUUCCCUCCCAUAAACCCCCAAAUGUCUUCAGCAUUUUUAAUCUUCCUCAUAAUGGAUUAAUAGAACUGCUCAGAAAGAAUAUAUUAUUCCCACUAACUCAACUGCAUAAGAAAUGGUAAGAGGGCUGAUUCCCUGAUCUUCAUUAAAAGGCUAGAACCAAUCUCCUGGCAUCCCUGACUCCCUAUACUAACCUGGGUACACCACUCUGUAAACAUUAUGGCUAAAAGAUUCUUGCAGGAGCACUGAACCUCACCUGUCUAAGGGGUGCCAAAGUCUGUCUUCUGUUGGCCUAACAGCGUGAGAGAAGGAAACAGUAACUCUCUCCCGGUUCACUAGGCUCUGCCCACAGAAUGUGUUAGUGAGAGAUACACCAAAUUGCCUCUUUUCAUAGUAGUAUCAAGACAGCUACGUAAGCAGAAGUGGACUGGCCUAGUUCUGUCACUAGCCCUGAGCCCUUAGGAUGCUGGCAGUGCUGGCUCGGGUUUUCUUUCUUGCUCACCUGGUAGAACCGAGGUAGGGCCACAAUACAGUCCAUCAGCCUGUGGCAACCCAAGUUGAUGAGCAUUGUGUUCUGGCCAGUGUUCAGAAAGUGAAUCUGUAGAGUUAUCAACUUGGUGAGCCGGUGACAGUGCAGGGCCUGUCGUACACAGGAAUCCUGACAGACGGGUAGAGGGAGACACAGGUAGAGAGACUUAGUGGCCACCAUCUCCUGUGUGAACUCUCCAAGAACUGUACUCAGCUCUUCUGCUGUUGGUUGGCUCAUGACACCCUCCCGCUUUACUGGGAGGCAUCCAAGGAUAAAAGAAAAUUCUCUACUGCAGACACCAAGUCCUAAGCCCAAUGUGGAGUAAAUAAAACUCUCUGUGGUUACCUUGGCAUAACUCUCUGCUGCAUCGAGCAUCAGAGUCAGGGCCUUCAGCAGCAGCUGCUUCAGCUGGUGUACAUCCUUGAGGCUGUCCUCUGCCAGGAAAUAAAGAAGGCUUGCUGAGUCUCACUACCAAGGUAGGCUGUUCUCACCCCACUGGUGGUGACAGUGGGCUUAGUUAGAAAUCCCAGCCACGUUCAUUCACAGGGAGGCAGGUGUGUCCAGGUAAAGGCGACUGGGACCAGAAAUGCACACACUCUUACUAUAACUUCACCUAAGUCCCCCUUCCAUCUCUUACCUGCCUAGCUAGGACCCCCGCUGAGUGACAAACUGACCUCAGCUGCUAAUAGCCAAUCUCAUGUGCUCUUGCCCUUCUUAGCCCUAAGAACUUUCCUGGGCUAACAGCAUGGCCAUGGGGUUGCUGCUGUGACCUCACUCACCCCAGGGCUGAGACUCAAUCAGUUUCAGUUGUAUGCAGGCAGCUGCCUCGUGGUUCUCGCCAAUCUCUCGGCACAUGCUAAAGCACAGGGCGAUCAUGUUGUGCUUCUCACUGUCCCCAGGGUGGCAGCGUUUGAUGUAGUCCAGCAGGGCUGUUUUCAGGGUACCACUCUGCCCAGGAAAAAAGGAAAUACCAAAGUCUCAAUCAGGGACUGCAAGGCAGGCAGGGUUGGCUGAGUCCUCUGGUUGUAAAAAUUUCUUAAAAACUCUCAAGAAAAAGGAAUAGAUGAGCAAAAAUGAAAAUGAAUACAGAAGUUUUAUGCUACCCUGAAUAUAAGGAAACAAGCAUGUCCACUUUGCUAUUGGGAGUGUGAACGGUAAAACCUUGCAGAAGGAAGAAGCCUUAAAAAUAGUUGAUCUGACAAUCCCAUUUCUAGGACUCUGUCCCUAAAGUGGUAAGCAGAGAAAAGUGCUAAAAUGAAGGUAACAAGGAUAUUUAAUAACAAACAAUUAGAAACAAUCCAGAUGUCCAAGGCAAGGGCUAAGAAAAUACCCCAUAACCAUUAAAAUGGAUGUAGAAGACUAUCUGUUGAUUUGGGAAAUAAUCAUGAUACACUUUUCAGUGGUAAACACAGGCUAUUUCAUGUCUUCACGGUGUACGUUUUGUUAAAAUAUGUGAAUAUGUGUAUGUUUUGGGUACAUGUGCAAAGAAGGGGCCUGUGCCAAAUUGUUAGUAGUGGCUGUCUCCAGAUGGUGGGUAGACACCAAGGGCUUUUUUCUGUGUUAUUUUCCAAGUGUCUUACAUAGAAUAUGUAUUACUUUUGUAAUCAGAAAAAAGUUAUUAAAAGAAUAUUUAAAUGCAGAAACAAAACUGCCUCAAAAACAACAAUUUAAAAAACCCUUCAGGGGAUCUUGAAGAUAUACCUAUGUCCAGGACUCGCUCCUCUCCUUAUGACUAGACUGGUCUGUCCUGAAACUGGCCCAACAUUAAAGAGAUUAUUCUACUUUGUCUCUUCA
Molecule: messenger RNA, 6317 nt
Organism: Lemur catta (Ring-tailed lemur)
Lineage: Eukaryota; Metazoa; Chordata; Mammalia; Primates; Lemuridae
Gene: EIF3J
Product: eukaryotic translation initiation factor 3 subunit J
Exons: 8
Coding region: 106-888 (260 amino acids)
Cellular component (GO): cytoplasm; eukaryotic translation initiation factor 3 complex
Molecular function (GO): translation initiation factor activity
Source: RefSeq, a predicted model, not a curated record